AUGGCGUCGCAGAAGCUGGAGGAGACGCUGGUGUGUUCCAUCUGCCUGGAGCUGUUCAGGGUGCCUGUCACCUUGCCCUGUGGGCACAACUUCUGCAAGCGUUGCAUCAACGACCAUUGGCACAAGCAAGAGCAGGUGCCCACUGAGGCCAAGAAGGGCUACGUGUGCCCCGAGUGCCGCAGGGGCUUCGAGCGGCGCCCGCAGCUGGAGAAGAACGUCACCCUGUGCAGCGUGGUGGAGCUGGCACGGGAGGGUGAGGUGCGGGUCCCAGGCAGCGAGAGGGGCGAGGUGGCCUGUGGUGAGCUUUGCCCGCAGCACGGGCGCCUGCUGGAGCUCUACUGCGAGGACGAGCGGCGAUGCAUCUGCUGCGUCUGCACCAUCCGGCAGUGCCAGUGGCACCGGAGGGUGCUCUUCGAGGAGGAGCGCUCUAAAAAGGAGGCACUUCUGAAGGAGUCCCUGGAAAAAGCCGAGGAGGAAUCGGAGAGGAUCGAGCGGGCGAUACAGGAGCUGGAGGAGCAAACACGCAGCAUCAAGGACUCCUCCGAGGGGCUCAAAUCAGUGAUUCUGAGCAAAUUCACCCUCCUGCGGGAAGCCCUGGAGGAUUUCCAGUGGCGGACGGUGGCCAGGAUUGAGCAAGAGCAGUUGGCAGCGCUGGAGCGCGUAGGGGAGGACUGGAGCCUCCUGAAGGACCGGCUGGAUGUGCUGGGCCAGCACAGGGAGAGGGCUCAGCGCCUGCUCACCUGCACUGACCACAGGACCUUCCUCCAGGAGUUCCCCCUGCUCCCCUCUCCAGAGAGCCCAGAGGUGCUGCUCCCUGGGGAGUUUGAUGUGGCCGGUGUGAUGAAGCCCAUCACUGAGAUCCUCACCAACAUCUCCAGGCUCCUGCUGGAGAACCCGCCCGGCUCUGUGGCUCCCAAAGCCCCUGAUCCCAUUGGACAAGGUCCGGUGCAUCCCCAGGAGACGGUGAUGAAGGUGGUGGCCCCUCUCCCCGAGUGUGAGCUCCGAGCUGAGCUUCUGAAGGACCACCGCAACCUGACCUUCGAUCCCGAGACGGCCAACAAGUACCUGGAGCUGUUGAAAGGUAACCGGAAAGCCAAGCACGGUACUGGCACCGUCUGUGGGCAGCAGGACGGGGGCCCCCGCUUCGAGCCCUGGCAGGUGCUGUGCACGCAUUUCCACUACUGGGAGGUGAAGAUCUCCAGCCACUCCGUCAUCCUGGGGGUGACCUACCGCAGCCUCCCCCGGCAGCGGCAGCAGGGCCACAAGUUCACCAUCGGGCUGGAUGGGGGCUCGUGGGGGCUGCAGGUGCGGGAGGAUUGCUACCUGGGCUGGCACCAGGGCCGGGCAGAGAAAAUCCAGGAGCGGCUGUAUAAGAACCUGGGGGUCAGCCUGGAUUACGGCAAGGGGCUCCUC
Molecule: messenger RNA, 1413 nt
Organism: Tauraco erythrolophus (red-crested turaco)
Lineage: Eukaryota; Metazoa; Chordata; Aves; Musophagiformes; Musophagidae
Gene: TRIM65
Product: tripartite motif containing 65
Molecular function (GO): protein binding
Source: RefSeq, a predicted model, not a curated record